GAAUUGACGACUUCACAUGGAAUAAGCGCAGCCGGCCAGAAAAUUAGUUGAAAUUGUUCAUCCAGAAUUAUUUUGUAUAUCAAAUAAGUUGCUUAAACCAGUGUUAUCAUUAUCUCGUAAUUGUAUUCAGUGCAGGAGCGCCAAAAUGAUGAUGCAAUUGAUACAAAUUCUCGAGAAAACUGUGUCGCCAGAUAAAACCGAACUUCUGGUGGCGAAGAAUUUUCUCGAGCAAGCAGCCGACUCGAAUCUGCCUGAAUUCCUGAAAGCCCUCUCCGAUGUACUCGUGCGGCCGGAGAACAGUUCUGUGGCCCGAAUGGCGGCCGGAUUGCAGCUCAAGAAUCACCUGACCAGCAAGGAGACGAAGACGAGGGAUGAGUAUCAGCAGCGAUGGCUUCAGUUUUCCCAAGACAUCCGGGAAUACGUGAAGAAGAAUAUUCUCUCGGCGCUUGGAACAGAAGACACCAGGCCAUCGUCGGCGGCUCAAUGUGUAGCUUAUGUGGCGAUGGCGGAGCUGCCGAUGCACCAGUGGGAUUACCUGAUCAUGACCCUAGUGAACAAUGUGGUGGGCGAGCAUUCCACAGAGAUGAUAAAGGAGGCUUCUCUGGAAACAAUUGGGUACAUUUGCCAGGACAUCAGUGCGGAAGUGCUGGAAUUGCAGUCCAAUCAGAUCCUCACGGCCAUCAUUCACGGCAUGCGCAAGGCCGAACCGAGCAAUCACGUUCGCCUGGCGGCCACGAAUGCCCUGUACAACUCCCUGGAAUUCACGCGCGCCAACUUCAAUCAGACCUCAGAGCGCAACUACAUCAUGGAAGUGGUGUGCGAGGCCACGCAGAGUCAGGACACGCAGAUCUGCGUGGCGGCACUGCAGUGUCUCGUGAAAAUCUUGUCGCUCUACUAUCACUACAUGGAGCCAUACAUGGUGCAGGCGCUCUUCCCGAUCACUCUCGAGGCCAUGAAGUCGGACAACGACCAAAUCGCGCUGCAGGGCAUUGAGUUCUGGUCGAAUGUCAGUGACGAGGAAAUCGAUCUGGCCAUUGAGAAUCAAGAGGCGCAAGAGACUGGCAACACGCCGCAACGUGUCUCGAAGCACUAUGCUCGCGGGGCUCUGCAGUACCUGGCACCCGUGCUCAUGGAGAAGCUGACCAAGCAAGAGGAGUUCGACGAUGAGGAUGACUGGAACACGUCAAAGGCAGCCGGUGUGUGUCUGAUGUUGCUGGCAACGUGCUGUGAGAACGAUAUCGUGCCCCACGUGAUGCCAUUCAUCAAGGAGAAUAUCAAGGGGGAAAACUGGCGCAACAGAGAUGCCGCUCUUAUGGCAUUCGGCUCCAUCCUCAGUGGCAUCGAUUCCAACAUUCUGAAGCCGCUUGUGGAACAAGCCAUGGUCACAUUGAUUGAGUCAAUGUACGACAACAGUGUUGUAGUGCGAGACACGGCAGCGUGGACUUUCGGAAGGAUCUGCGAAGUGAUUCCCGAGGCAGUGAUCUCAUCGCCGCAUUUGUCGAAGCUUCUGGAAAGUCUGCUGCGCGGUCUGAAGCAGGAGCCUCGCGUUGCAGCCAAUGUGUGUUGGGCAUUCACUGGUCUGUCUGAGGCGGCAUACGACGCUCCACUUGUGUAUGAAAACACACCGAAGACCUACUGUCUGUCUGAGUACUUUGAGUACAUCAUUGAGUGCCUGCUGGCCACAACCGAUCGUCCCGACGGUGCUCAGGCUAAUCUCAGAUCGGCAGCGUAUGAGGCAUUGAUGGAGAUGAUCAAGAAUUCACCGUCAGAUUGCUACAUUGUGGUGCAAAAGACAACAAUGGUGAUUCUCGAGAGGCUGAAUCGUGUUCUGGCAAUGGAGAAUCACAUUGCUGUGCCCAAUGAGGCUCACCAGAUGAGUGACUUGCAGUCUCUCCUCUGCGCCACGCUGCAGGCUGUGCUUCGCAAAGUGGAACCGGAUGAUGCACCAAAAAUCUCAGAUAUUGUCAUGAAUUCCCUCUUGAGCAUGUUCGCAUCGAAUUUUGGCAAGGUGGGAAAUGUCCAGGAGGACGCUCUGAUGGCCGUGUCGACGCUGGUUGAUCUGUUGGGUGAGAAAUUUCUCACAUACAUGGAUGCCUUCAAGCCCUACCUUUACAUGGGAUUGAAGAAUCAUCAGGAGUACCAGGUGUGUUGCGCUGCUGUCGGACUCACCGGUGAUAUCUGUCGUGGUCUCAAGCUGAAGGUGUUGCCCUACUGUGACGAAAUUAUGACCUUGCUGCUGGAGAACUUGAGCAAUGUCAAUCUGCAUCAGAGUGUUAAGCCGCAGAUACUCUCUGUGUUUGGCGACAUCGCGAUAAGCAUUGGGCCAGAAUUCAAGAAAUAUCUGGAACUGGUGGUGAAUAUGCUGAUGCACGCCUCUGUUGUGCAGGUUGACAAGACCGAUAUGGACAUGGUGGAGUAUCUGAAUGAGCUGCGUGAAAGUGUGCUCGAGGCGUACACGGGCAUCAUUCAGGGCCUGAAAGGGGCCGGAGAGAAGCCAUUGCCGGAUGUGGAGAUGAUGCAACCGCAUGUGCCCCACAUUCUCAAAUUCAUUGUCACAAUAGCCCAGGAUAAAGAUUUGUCGGACAACAAUAUUGGAGUGAGCGCUGGACUGAUUGGGGACUUGUGCACCGCCUUUGGCCCACCGCUACUGCAGCUGGUGGACAAUGAGCCGAUAAGUAAGCUUCUGGCUGACGGCAAGAAAUCCCGCCUGGCGCGAACGAAGGCUCUGGUGAAUUGGGCGUCGAAGGAGGUGAAGAAGUUGCGAACGAUGCAGCAGCAGCAACCGAUGGUCAACAGUUGAUUAUAUCCAACCAUCAGUGACCAUGCUUGUCCAAAUCCCCAAAUAAGCUACAAUUACCAACCUGUGCAGGUAACACAAUCUCAAUCAUCUAUCCGAUAAACUAUAUCACAGGAAGAGAAACAUACAUAAAAAUUUCCAAUAUAUAUCACCUUAAAAUUUCUUCCGAUUAUAAAUUUAUCUUAAGCUCUGUUUGAAUAGUGUUAAACUUGAGACAUUUUGUAGGAACUUUUUUUUUCUCUUUUUUGGAUGGGAACAAGAGCACCAAAGUUAGUGUUCGUAUAUUCGAGAUUCACCAAAACAAACACUUCUUAUUUCAUUAUUAUCUUAUGCAAUUGGCCGAAGUCGAAGUUUUAUACACGCAUUCAACAAUUUUCGUUAAGUAAAUAAUACACGGAAAACCAAAAAGAAAAAUAAUUCAUCGGAGUGUUCUUGCCUGUUUCAAAUUGUUUAUGGAUUUUAUUGUGAGAUAUUUUUAAUUUAAAAUAUUAAUUAUCUGAAGAACCAAUCAGCAAAUGAAAUUUUUUUUUUGAUAAAUCAUACAGAUAAUAUAGUAGAAGAAAAGGAAAAAUCAAAUAAAAUUAAAAGGAGUAGUUGAGUACGUGCGAAAGGAGACGGAAGAUCGAGAGUGACUGUGUGGAGAGUGGAGACGGGAAAGCGGAAAUAUACAAGAGAGAUAUUACUGAUUAAAGGAGAAUUAUCAGAGGAGCAAAUGUGAAUGGUUUUGAAUGGUUCUUUUAUGAUUGCCUUCUUGUUGACUUUAUGUUGUUGAUGAUUGUUCCUCUUUUAUUUUCACCCCUACUUCCACUUCCAAGAACUAAUGACUGUUGUGAUUCUGAUGCAGAGGCGUGCGCUAACGUUGAGACAUCGAGAGAAGGAAAUCAAAAGGGGAUUUGGUGAGAGGUUUUGUCUUUGGGUAAUAGUGAAGGAAGAGAGCGAGAGAAAGAGUGACACUUGGGUCCAUGUGAGAUUCGGAGAAAAGAACUUGUCUGAUUAGUGCGUGAUUCUGAGCAAUAUAAGGUAUUACGUGAAGCGGUGAGAGAGUAAUUAUUAGAUCCUAGCCGUAGGAGUUAAAGAUGAAAUAUCAAUUUGUGAGUGCCUCUAUUUUGCGUGAGAACUUAAUUGAACCUAUGAAUGUGUCAUAGGCGAAAUGCGGUAUUUAGAGAUUGUCUAGGUGAAAAUGAAAAGUGGAUAUCUUUUCUAACUUCAUUGCUAAUCUCAUUCCCUAUUGGUUUUUUGCUUUAUUUAGGGCCAAGAUGAGAUUGUCCGACUGAUAUGAGAUGCGAAAAAGAGUUUGUAGAUCAUUCUUGGGGGUAGGAUAUUAAAUUUUUGAUAUUGAAAAGAUCAUAAACGGUCCAAAAUAUUGAAUUUUACACACCUUUUUAUUUGUUUUCACUCUUCUUAUUCUUACACAAAAAAAGGAAUGCUUAGAUAAAUUGAAUCGAAUUUUUCUUUAUAAAAAUAUAAUUAUAUUGACUAAAGUAUAUUAUUACGCUUAAAUGAAAUUUAAAGCUGUGGGCAUUGUUUAUGUGUGGCGAGAGGAAACAAAAACCAAAAAUGAUGUAAUAGAUUAAUUUUUCUUAUAGGGUUUCGUUCGUUUUGAAUAAAGAUUAAUUACAGCAUGAUUAAUCAAAAUGAAAAUAUAAUACAAAUCACAUAUAGACAAUGUACAUAACAUAUAAAAUCUAUGAUAAUCUGAGGAUAAAUUGAUUAAACCGUUUCUGAUCUUCCACACGAAAAUAGAGCGAUCAAACUUACAAUUUCAUCCUACUUUGCUUAAUUCUCCAGAAUUUCUUUCAGUUGAUAUGAUUCUUUUUUUUGGAUUUCAUACGGCGAAGUAGGAUGAAUGGAUAAUUGAAGAUCCUCUUAUUCGUGCUAGUUUACCUUCCAAUGGAUUUCACGGAAAUUCAUUAACUAAAAUUCUACAUAUAAUUUCUAAUACAAUACAUAAUAAUAGGUAAUAAGAGAGAAAAUGAGUGUGUUGCAGUGUGAUAGUUUAGUAUAAGUUGUUGGGCAGUUUCCAGAAUAAUUAGAGGAACAUGAAUGGUGUGCAACAGCGUGACGUGUGAAAGAAAUGUGCAUCUGAAACCUAUAUUUUCGAUAUGAAGGACAAUACCAUAACUGAGAAAGGUAAGAUAUCGAAUUUCUAUGUAAAUUUUGGUAUUUUUCCAAUGUCUUUCCUCAAUUUUUGCCACAGGUUUAGAAAUUUAACAAAAAAUAAUGAAUUUCGCUCUUGCAGAAUGAAGAGAAAAAAUGGGUGUGAAUUUGAAAAUUUCCUGAGCUUACAUGAUGAUUUGGAUGACUCAAUAAACUAAGAAGUGUGUAAAUGAGAUGAAAAAUUUUCAAUCACAUCAUAUGCUGUCAAAUCAUUUAUUAGGGUUGAAAGAAGAAAAUAUUUUCAAAAAAAAAAAGAUAUCAUUGUAAUACAAUAUGUGGGAGAGAGCGAGAGAGAGAUAGUUAAUAUUUUUAAUCGACUUGAUUAAAUGAAACUGAUAAUGCCAUUCCAUUUUUCGAGAUGAGUAUAAAAGGGUGAAGUAGUGAUAUAAAUGUAUAAAUUGAUGAACAUAUUUCUCUGUAAGAUAAACGGUGAAAGUGUGAAUCUUAUGUUAAGAUGAGACACAUUCUAUUUAAGUGAUAGAUCCUGUAAAAUUACAAUAACUCCAAAAAAGAAAAACAACAAAUAAUAUAGUCAAGUCAAGUGUGUGAAGACAACACAAUAAGAUGAAACAUUUCUGAGGGAACGAUAUUUUUUCUCGUAAUGCGAUGCACAAAUCCGAUAUUUAGUGUUAUUUUUGAAACUGUAAAAAUUUAUCAUCCAUCAUCAGAAAUUAUUGGAAACUAUUUCUUUUUCACCAGCAAAAUUCAAAAGAUAUUUUUCCAAGGUAAUAGAAAGAAAAUUGUAGCAAAUCCUUGAAACUCUUACUUAUGUCUAAGUCUUAAAUGUAAAAUUGAUUAGUAGGUGUGAGAAAGAAUUCGCUAGAGAGAGAGAGAGAGAGAGAAGACAGUGAGUGAGAUAGAGAGAGAGAGAAAGAGAGAACGAGUCAUUUAGGAGCAAAUGGGUAAUUCUGUGAUUUGGAAAAGCUUUUCGUCAGCUUAAAAUGAGAAAAAUGUGAAUUAAAAGAAAUUGAAAAAUGAAACAAAAUAUCACUAUAUUGAAUAUUUCGCGUCCAUAAUUGUAAUUACGAUGUAAAUUUAAGAGGAUACAAAGACUUUUUAAGCUGAUAAAGGUUUUCCAAGGUUCAAAAAUAUAUGAUAGAAUUCAUAUGAAGUAUAUAGGAGAACAUGAAUAAUAGAGAGAGAAUAAAUAUUAGGAAUAGAUAAAAGAAAAACAUAUAUACCAUUCUGAGUGAGUGGGAAUGAACAAAAAAAAUGAAUUUUAUAUUGUUAUGAGGGAAAACAAUAGUGAAGGGAGAAAGACCGCGAGGAGUAGGUGAAUUUUUGUGAUAAAAUAUAAUUCUAGAGAUCAGGAUGAUGAAACGUGUGAUGUGAUACAAACAAUUUCUUUCCUCUUUUCAUGUAAAUCGUAACUUCCACUGAUAAUUUGAUGGUUUUACAAUAUUGUCUGAGUUGUUGCCUUUGAACUAUUCCUUUUUAUACUUUAUCGUCGUAUUGAUUCAAAGGAUUUUCGAACGUAUUGGAAAAGAGUUGAAAGAAAUGUGCAUGCAAGAGAUAGAGAGAGAAAGAGAAGAAAUUCUACGGCAUUAUUAUAUUGUGAUGAUAGUGUAAAUGUGUAUAUUUUCUAUACACUGAUGACUUCUGAUUGCCUAACGUGAAUGUUACUAAAGAUGAAAUAAAGAAAAACGAAUGCGAUUUUCUCUUAUGAAUGAGAAAAAAGAGAUAAUAUGUUGAAUGAACGAGAGUUCUUUGAUUAUAAUAAGAAUAAAUCUGUGAAUGAGAAACAUUGAUGUUCAAUUAUAAUUUAUUGCUAGUAAGAGGGAGAAAAAAAAGAAACAUGUAAAUGAUGAUUCAGGGAACGAAUGUAUUUUUUGAUUCUUUAGCGUAGAGCGAGACAAUAUUUAGUGAAAAAGAAAAUUUAGAAUGAGGCGAUAGUGUUUGCGUGAAAAAUGUGAUCUUUACAAAAUAACUAGGAAAUUGUUGAAACAUGAAAUGUUUGUGAGAAAUAAUGUUUAAAUGGGAGAAAAGCAUAUGAAGAGAACAACAAUUGUUCCUGAUCAAUUGAUGAAACAUGUGAAAAAGGAGGAAAAAAGGGAGGAAAUUGGUAACUGGAGUAUCAGUGAAAGUGAGCUGAAUUGUAAUCCCCAAUUUACUUUAUGACUGAUCCUGCGCUUAAAACUGGAGUGAGAUGUUGAGCGAAUGUAAGGAAAAUUAUGUCUCAAUUUCUGAAUUGUUUUGUAUGCGACUUUUUAUGAAUGAAUAAAUUUAUGACUGCCAAAA
Phlebotomus argentipes is the source of this 7192-nucleotide messenger RNA. RefSeq names its product importin subunit beta (gene Fs(2)Ket). Gene Ontology annotation, biological process: protein import into nucleus. Lineage: Eukaryota; Metazoa; Arthropoda; Insecta; Diptera; Psychodidae. Gene Ontology annotation, molecular function: small GTPase binding; nuclear import signal receptor activity. The record is from RefSeq and is a predicted model, not a curated record. Gene Ontology annotation, cellular component: cytoplasm; nucleus. The transcript has 4 exons. Bases 146 to 2800 code for a protein of 884 amino acids.